CGUAAGCAUGAAAUAACGACCCGGUUCUUUAUCCACCUUGUCCGUGGGAGGCCUGCCGCGUUGCCUUCCUGUCCGACUCCGUCUCCGGUUCCAUGGGAUCUUGUAGAUUGUUUCAUUUUCCCAUUUUGCCCCUUAAAAUCUGAUGUAUUUAUACAUUUCUCUCCAUCUGAAAAUGCCCCCGCACUCUCUCUUUCGUUCAUUCUUUGUACAUUUAAAACCCUCUUUUUGAUAUUCCAACCCAUCUUUUCUUUGAUUCUUCAUCUUGUAGAAAUGGGUUUUGGGAAGAACUCCCGACCCGGUAAGAGAUCCGCUUCUUCCUCUUCCUACCUAUCGACAAUCACGACCGUUGGUUUCGUGGCCCUCUGUGUACUUGGCGUAUGGAUGCUAACCUCCUCCUCCAUCGUCCCUGCGCAAACCACACGAUCCAACAGCGGCAGCGAUCCCCUGUCGUCGUCGUCUCGGUUGGGGAGAUCGGCGGUGGUGGAUCGUCAGCCGACUUUCGAUGAUGCGGAUAUCGCCGAUGAUCAGGACCUCGUGAUGUCUUCCCUAGGCCGCAGGUCGGGGCGGCCGGGCAAGGUGGACGAUGAUGAUGGCGUCGGCGAUGUUGGGAAGAUGGAUGAAAAGCCGUUGGCGGAGGAAGAGAGCCGUCAGAUCUCGGUCGGGGAAUCGGAUGAAGGUGAUAGGAAGCAGCAAGAGAGCAAUGCGGAUGGUAACGAAGGCAGUGGCGGUAAGGAUGAGGUGGUGGUCGAGGAUGAUCGAGAGAAGGAAGCAGCUUCUUCUGUUGAAAAGGAUACACAUGUAACAGAAGACGCUGCAGAAGGCCAGCCACAAUCGGAAGAGAGUAAUGAAAAUCAGCAGCAGCAGCAGGAAUUACAGAUGACAGGUGAGGGAAAUGAAGAGAAUCAGCAGCAGCAGCAAUCUAACCAAGGUGAAGAUGAAAUCGACAAAACUGGAAGUGAAGAGAAUCAGCAUCACCAAGCUGAAGAUGAAGUUGACAGAGCCCGAGAGCGGCCACAAGAGCAGGAAACAUCUGAUUCCCAAACGAACGAGGAAUCUCAACACCAAUCCCAACAAGAACAAGAACAGCAGCAACAAGAACAACAACAGCAAGAACCAGAACAGCAAGAACAAGAACAGCAGCAGCAAGAACAAGAACAACAGCAACAGGCGGAGAACGAUGAAGGGCAUCAGCAAUCCCAUCAAUCUAAUGAGGAGUCUGGGGGUGAUGGAAUCAAUGAGCAGCACUCACAGCAACAGUCGGAGAGUGAAAGCAGCGAUGGAAACCAGCAGCGAUCGGAGGCUGAAAGAGAGGAAGAGGAUCACCAGCAGUCGCAACAGCAACAGGUUGCAGAGGAUGAAAGCAACGGCGAAAACAAUCAGCAGCAGCAAUCCCAAGAAGCUGUUGACGAAAGCCAUUCUGUGGAGAAUCAUGAAUCCCAACAAAGUGAUGACGGAAUCACUGCUGGUGAGGAAACCCACCAGUCAGAAGGGAAGUUAUUGGAUCCACAUGCGGCCGAUUUGAUCCGGAAGGAAAGCAAGGGGCAUCAGCAAGGAUCGGCCUGGUCGACGCAGGCAGGCCGAUCCGAAAAUGAGAAGGAGAGGCAGGAGUCAUCAGGCUCCCAGAGAGGAGGAUCCAACAUAUAUGGGUACACUUGGGAGCUUUGUAAUGUCACUGCAGGCACGGAUUAUAUCCCUUGUCUUGACAAUGAGAAGGCCCUCAAGCAACUCCACACCACGGGACACUAUGAGCACCGAGAGAGGCAUUGCCCCGAAGAGAGCCCGUCAUGCCUUGUCCCACUUCCAGAGGGAUAUAAGCAGUCCAUUGAGUGGCCUAAAAGCAGAGAUAAGAUCUGGUAUAACAAUGUUCCUCAUACUAAGCUUGCAGUUGUGAAGGGCCACCAAAAUUGGGUGAAAGUUAUGGGGGAGUACCUCACGUUCCCUGGUGGUGGGACCCAAUUCAUACAUGGGGCACUCCAUUACAUUGAUUUCAUUCAACAGGCUGUUCCUAAGAUUGCAUGGGGGAAGCGAACCCGUGUGAUACUGGAUGUUGGCUGUGGAGUUGCCAGCUUUGGUGGCUUUCUUUUUGAGAGAGAUGUCCUUGCAAUGUCUUUCGCACCCAAAGAUGAACAUGAGGCUCAAGUUCAGUUUGCGCUUGAACGGGGAAUUCCAGCAAUAUCUGCAGUUAUGGGUUCCCAACGGCUGUCAUUUCCAAGCAGGGUCUUCGAUAUUGUGCACUGUGCACGUUGUCGGGUUCCUUGGCACGCAGAAGGUGGCACCCUUCUUCUGGAGUUGAACCGUGUGUUACGGCCUGGUGGUUACUUUGUCUGGUCGGCUACUCCUGUAUAUCAGAAGCUGAAAGAAGAUGUGGAGAUUUGGAAAGCCAUGAGUUCUCUGACGGCAUCAAUGUGUUGGGAACUUGUCACGAUCAAGAAGGACAAAUUGAAUUCUGUUGGUGCUGCCAUUUACCGUAAACCUACCUCCAAUGACUGUUACAACAGCAGAAAGCGUAACAAACCCCCGAUGUGCAAAGAAGAUGAUGAUCCAAAUGCUGCUUGGUACGUUCCAUUGCAGGCUUGCAUGCACAAAGUGCCUCUUGAUAGUGGCGAACGGGGCUCUCGAUGGCCCAAAGAUUGGCCACUUAGACUGCAGCAGCCUCCAUACUGGUUAAACAACACUCAAGUUGGAGUUUAUGGAAAACCAGCUCCCGCUGACUUUGUAUCUGACUACGAACACUGGAAACGAGUUGUGAGCAAGUCGUAUCUUAGUGGUCUGGGAAUCAGUUGGUCGAAUGUGAGGAACGUCAUGGACAUGAGAGCUGUUUAUGGGGGGUUUGCCGCAGCUCUGAAUGACCUCAAAGUCUGGGUUAUGAAUGUAGUUAACGUAGAUUCGCCAGACACCCUUCCCAUCAUUUAUGAGCGUGGUCUCUUUGGUAUUUAUCAUGAUUGGUGUGAAUCCUUCAGCACUUACCCAAGAACCUAUGAUCUACUCCAUGCAGACCACUUGUUCUCUAACCUGAAGAAAAGGUGCAAAAUUAUGCCUGUGAUGGCAGAAAUCGAUCGUAUAGUAAGACCAGGCGGUAAACUAAUUGUCCGUGACAAGUCUAGCGUCGUGAGUGAAGUUGAGAACUUGUUGAAGUCUCUGCACUGGGAGGUUCGUCUGACAUUUUCCAAAGACCAGAUAGGGUUACUCUCAGCACAGAAAACCAAUUGGCGGCCGGAGACAUUUUUAGGUUCUUCCUGAUGAAAGCUUCAUAUUUGUACUGCCAUCUGCAGUUUUUGAGUGUUUAACUAGGCCUGUGAUUUCUGCAAUUCUUUUCUGGCAUCAAUUUGUUAUAUCAUUAGUGUAUUCUGAAAUCGCCUGAUUUUUUUUAAGUGGCCGCAUGUAAGCUUGAAAACAUGUAAUGGGAAAGGGUUUUGUAGCAUGUAUUUGGUUUGCGGAACAUGGCAGUAUCAUAAAGCUUUUAUAGCUCACUUGCUUUCUCCC
Molecule: messenger RNA, 3483 nt
Organism: Magnolia sinica
Lineage: Eukaryota; Viridiplantae; Streptophyta; Magnoliopsida; Magnoliales; Magnoliaceae
Product: probable methyltransferase PMT24
Exons: 8
Coding region: 271-3240 (989 amino acids)
Cellular component (GO): trans-Golgi network; cytoplasm; endosome
Molecular function (GO): methyltransferase activity
Source: RefSeq, a predicted model, not a curated record